AAGCAGAGAGGGGCAAAGCGGUCCCACUCCACAGCAACAUCUUUCACGCGGCCAGCUCUUCUCCGUCCCCAGUGUGUGUGUGUACGCCAGUCACCCUCGCCUGUUUCCGGCCAGAGAAGAGAGGGUUAGCGAAACCUAACCGGUUCAUUCUCAGUUCGUUAUCCGCCAUUAAAAUCGAGAUUGGAUCGAGAGAGAGAGAGAGAGGCGGAAAUGGCAGGCUAUGUGGGAGUGCUGGUGUCGGAUCCAUGGCUGCAGAACCAGUUCACGCAAGUGGAGCUUCGGAGUUUGAAAUCCAGUUUCGUCGAGAUCAGGAGGGAAUGCGGGAGCCUGACGGUGGCAGACUUGCCGGAAAAAAUGUCGAGGCUGAGGAACGUCGGAGAGAGCCUUACUGAACAGGAAAGAGACGCGUUCAUCAGAGAUUCGUAUCCGAACAUGGAAGACGAUGUUGAUUUUGAACUUUUUCUUCGGAUAUAUUUGAAACUCCAAGCACAUGCUACAGCUCGAGUGGGAAGUAAUGCAAAAAACUCAUCUGCAUUUCUAACGUCUCCCACUUCUACUCUGCUCCACACAAUUAGUGAAUCUGAGAAGGCAUCAUAUGUAGCACACAUCAACAAUUACCUUGCUGAAGAUAAAUUCUUUAAAAAGUGCCUCCCGAUAGACCCUUCAACAAAUGAUCUUUUUGAGAUUGCAAAGGAUGGAGUUCUUAUAUGCAAACUUAUCAAUGUGGCUGUGCCUGGGACUAUUGAUGAAAGGGCAAUAAAUAUGAAGAAAACACUCAACCCCUGGGAAAGAAAUGAGAAUCAUACACUAGGCCUCAAUUCAGCUAAGGCAAUUGGAUGCACUUUGGUCAAUAUUGGAAAUCAAGAUUUCAUUGAAGGCAGGAGGCAUCUUGUUCUAGGAGUGAUAUCCCAAAUCAUUAAGAUUCAACUAUUGGCAGACCUCAAUUUAAGGAAAACACCUCAGUUAGUGGAGCUUGUUGAUGAUACUAAGGAUAUAGAAGAGCUGAUGAGCCUACCCCCUGAAAAGCUCUUGCUGAGAUGGAUGAACUUUCAAUUGAAAAAGACCAAAUACAACAAAACAGUGACAAAUUUCUCUAUUGACAUAAAGGAUGCAGUGGCUUAUGCUCAUCUCUUAAAUGUUCUAGCCCCAGAGCACAAAAAUCCAGCUACACUAACUGCGGAAGAUGCUAUGCAAAGAGCUAAGUUGGUUCUUGAACAUGCAGAUAGGAUGGGUUGCAAAAGAUACUUAACAGCAAAAGAUAUUGUGGAAGGUUAUCCUAAUCUUAACCUUGCAUUUGUGGCGCAUAUAUUCCAGCAUAGGAAUGGGCUUUCAACACAACCAAAGCAGAUUUCUUUUCUUGAAACUAGUCCAGACGAUGCUCAGAUGUCCAGAGAAGAGAGAGCAUUUCGUUUUUGGAUUAAUAGUCUUGGGAACUCUUCAUACAUAGAUAAUGUUUUUGAAGAUCUUAGAAACGGAUGGUUGCUUCUAGAAACACUUGACAAGGUGUCCCCUGGAAUUGUUAACUGGAAAAUUGCAUCUAAGCCUCCAAUUAAGUUGCCUUUUAGGAAAGUAGAAAAUUGUAACCAGGUUGUCAUGAUUGGGAAACAACUGAAGUUUUCUCUCGUUAAUAUAGCUGGUAAUGACAUUGUGCAAGGAAAUAAGAAGCUGAUAUUAGCUUACUUGUGGCAGUUGAUGCGAUUCAAUAUGCUUCAACUCUUGAAGAACUUGAGAUUUCACUCUCAUGGAAAGGAAAUCACUGAUGCGGAUAUCCUAGAGUGGGCGAACAGCAACGUCAGAAAAUCUGGCGGCCAGAGUUGCAUGGCCAGCUUCAAGGACAAGAGUUUGUCUGAUGGGGUCUUUUUCCUUGAGCUUCUCAGUGCUGUAUACCCUCGAGCGGUCAACUGGAGUCUGGUUACAAAAGGAGAAAAAGAGGAGGAGAAAAAGAUGAAUGCAACCUACAUAAUCAGUAUUGCAAGGAAGCUUGGCUGUUCAAUCUUUUUGCUACCUGAAGACAUAAUAGAGGUAAACCAGAAGAUGAUCCUUACGCUGACAGCAAGUAUAAUGUACUGGCAUUUGAAACAGCCCGCGGAAGAUAGAAUGAGUGUAACAUCUUCAGACAGCGAGUCCGGUAGCCUUGUGGACACCAUCUCCACCUUCACAAUGGACGACACUGCUUCCGAGUAUUCAACAGAUUAGAUCGCACCAAGGGCGCACUUGUUGUAGCAGAUAGGUUAAUUAAAAUGCCCUCUGGUAAGCUCGUUUAUUACCCGUUGAGCUUCAAAUCUCAAUCAAUCAUAUAUAUAUUAUUCAUGUUGUGCACUGAUUCAUUUGGCAUGCUGAAAAUGAGUCAGGUUUCAUGUUGUAUUAGUGCUUGGGAUUUAGUUUGAUGAUGGAAUGUGAACACUUGUGAAUAGUAGAGAAGGGUUCGUUUGGCGAGAGAAGGCUUAUAUUUGACAGCCUCUCGUUUAGGGUGUUUAGAUCCGAUUCACAAGACGGUUUUGCUACUAAAUUGAGCCUUUGAGAAUCACUUCUCUGGGUUCAAAGAGUUAGUUUUGGAAGAUUGUGUAGUACAUUUGUUCUACUAUUUUCUUUCAUUUGGACUUAGACUUGUCUAUUUGAGCCUUUUGUGGUUAUUGUUAACACACUUGUUGAUAAAACAUAAAUUUGAUAUUUGGUU
This is a messenger RNA of Cuscuta campestris, 2677 nucleotides long. The record is from the annotation of a GenBank genome assembly. Lineage: Eukaryota; Viridiplantae; Streptophyta; Magnoliopsida; Solanales; Convolvulaceae.